CGCAAACUCACAAAUAUUUACUUCCUGUACAUCAAGAGGAAAGGGGGCCCCCCUUUCGUGGAAUGCGGCAACAUGGGCGUGUUUGACCGCGGAGUUCAGAUGCUGCUGACCACGGUGGGGGCCUUCGCCGCCUUCAGCCUUAUGACCAUCGCCGUGGGGACAGACUACUGGCUGUACUCGCGUGGCGUCUGCAAGAUCAAGAGCACCAACGAGAACGAGACCAGCAAGAAAAACGAGGAGGUGAUGACGCACUCGGGCCUCUGGAGGACCUGCUGCCUGGAAGGUUCUUUUAAAGGCAUGUGUAAGCAGAUAGAUCACUUCCCAGAGGAUGCUGACUAUGAGGCGGAUGCUUCCGAGUACUUCCUACGUGCUGUUCGAGCCUCCAGUAUCUUCCCCAUCCUGAGUGUGAUCCUUCUCUUCAUGGGGGGGCUGUGCAUCGCCGCCAGCGAGUUCUACAAGUCACGCCACAACAUCAUCCUCAGUGCCGGCAUCCUCUUCGUCUCUGCAGGCCUGAGCAACAUCAUAGGAAUCAUUGUGUACAUAUCAGCCAACGCUGGGGACCCUUCCAAGAGUGACUCCAAGAAGAACAGCUACUCCUACGGCUGGUCCUUCUACUUCGGCGCCCUUUCCUUCAUCAUGGCCGAAAUGGUGGGAGUGCUGGCCGUGCACAUGUUCAUCGACCGCCAUCGGGAGUUGCGUGUGGGGGCACGAGCCGCCGACUACCUCCAAGGUGCAGCCAUCACGCGCAUCCCCAGCUACCGCUACCGUUAUCGACGCCGCUCACGCUCUUCAUCCCGCUCCACGGAUCCCUCGCACUCCCGCGAGGCAUCACCGGUUGGCCUGAAGGCCUUCGGGACGCUGCCCUCCACCGAGCUGUCCAUGUACACGCUGCCCAAGGGCCAAACGGGCACCCCGACAGCCACCUAUAACUCCACGGAGAGGGACCACAACUUCCUUCAGGUCCACAACUGCAUCCAGAAGGACCUGAAAGACUCAGGCGGCCACAGCAACACCGCCAACCGACGCACCACACCUGUAUGAAACUGAUAGAGGGACCUCAGACACUUAAAAAAAACAGAGGGAAUUUGGGGGGAGGCGGCAAAAGACAGAUAACGGUGUAAGGAGGCGGAAAGAGGAAGGGCUUAAAUGGAUAGAUGGGGU
Molecule: messenger RNA, 1161 nt
Organism: Plectropomus leopardus (leopard coralgrouper)
Lineage: Eukaryota; Metazoa; Chordata; Actinopteri; Perciformes; Serranidae
Gene: cacng2b
Product: calcium voltage-gated channel auxiliary subunit gamma 2b
Biological process (GO): postsynaptic neurotransmitter receptor diffusion trapping; neurotransmitter receptor internalization; calcium ion transmembrane transport
Cellular component (GO): AMPA glutamate receptor complex; postsynaptic density membrane; voltage-gated calcium channel complex
Molecular function (GO): channel regulator activity; voltage-gated calcium channel activity
Source: RefSeq, a predicted model, not a curated record